This is a messenger RNA of Hypanus sabinus (Atlantic stingray), 4869 nucleotides long. RefSeq names its product N-acetylglucosaminidase, alpha (gene naglu). The transcript has 6 exons. NCBI's taxonomy places the organism in Eukaryota, Metazoa, Chordata, Chondrichthyes, Myliobatiformes, Dasyatidae. Bases 104 to 2362 code for a protein of 752 amino acids. The record is from RefSeq and is a predicted model, not a curated record.
GGCAGCCGGGCGGCUCUGUGAGCGGGCGCAUGAUUGGCCGAGCCUUUGUCCAUCAAGCCGCGGGGGCCGGGCCAGCGGCGGGGUGACGGGCCGAGCGGCAGCAAUGGCGCGGCCGAGCUGGGUGGCUGUGAUUCUCCUGCUGACGGCGCCGGGUUUGGCCGCGGUUCGCUUCGCCAGCCUGUCGCACCUGGUGCCGGCCGCGAGUGACCAGGUGCAGUCGGAGGCAGCGCAGCAGCUGUGCCGCCGGCUGCUCGGGCCCCGGGCCGAUGACUUCGUGCUGACAGUCAGGCAGCGGCGGCCGGAGGGAGCCGACGCCACGGCCCCGGCCUUCGAGUUGAGCUCGCUGCCCGACGGCCGGGUCCAGGUGCUGGGCACCACGGGCGCGGCGGCAGCCAGCGGCCUGUACUGGUACCUGCGGGCUUUCUGUGGCUGCCAUGUCUCCUGGUCCGGACGGCAGCUCCGGCUGCCCCAGCCGCUGCCACGGCUCCCCCGGGUGUUGAAAAUCACCGCGCCUGACAGGUUCCAUUAUUACCAGAAUGUUUGCUCGUACAGCUAUUCCUUUGUUUGGUGGGACUGGGACCGAUGGGAGAGAGAGAUUGACUGGAUGGCAUUAAGUGGCAUUAAUCUUGCUUUGGCGUUUACUGGCCAAGAAGCCAUAUGGCAAAGAGUAUAUCUUUCACUUGGACUCACUCAAGCUGAAAUCAACGACUAUUUUGUUGGGCCUGCAUAUCUUGCGUGGGCCCGGAUGGGCAAUAUGCACAGCUGGGCAGGGCCGUUGUCAGAUUCCUGGCAUAAAAAUCAGUUAAAUCUCCAGCAUCAGAUCCUGCAGCGAAUGAGAUCAUUGGGAAUGUUGCCAGUGCUUCCUGCCUUCGCUGGGUUUGUCCCUGCUUCCUUCCUCAGAUUAUUUCCAAAAGAAAUCUUCACAACGCUUGGGAGCUGGGGGCAUUUGAACUGUACGUACUCCUGCUCCUAUCUGCUGGACCCAGAAUCAGCCGUUUUCAAACAAGUUGGCAAGAUGUUCCUGUUGGAGCUGAUUAAGGAGUUUGGCACCGACCAUAUUUACAGUGCAGAUGUGUUCAAUGAAAUGACACCACAAUCAUCAGAUCCUCAAUAUUUAUCUUCCAUCAGCAAUGCAGUCUUCAAGUCAAUGACACAAGUGGACCCUUCGGCAAUAUGGCUUAUGCAAGGAUGGCUUUUUCUGAAUAGGCAGUCGUUUUGGGGGCCGACCCAGGUGAAGGCUUUGUUGCAUGGAGUGCCCUUGGGGCGGAUGAUUAUUCUGGAUUUGUUUGCUGAGAGCAAGGCAGCCUACUCACUCACCGAGUCGUUCUAUGGACAGCCGUUCAUCUGGUGCAUGCUACAUAACUUUGGUGGCAACACAGGGAUGUAUGGAAUGGUGGAAAGCAUCAAUAGAGGCCCUUUCAAAGCCAGGGCUUUUCCAAAUUCCACCAUGGUGGGGACUGGAAUAACUCCAGAGGGAAUUGAACAGAACGACGUGGUGUAUGAGCUGAUGAAUGAAAUCAGCUGGUGUCAAAAGCCGUUAAAUCUCACCGAGUGGGCCAUGUCCUACGCUCGGAGACGGUACGGAAAGAGGAAUGACGCUGCGGCAGCUGCCUGGCUGCUCUUAUUCCGAAGUGUUUACAAUAACACUUCCUACAUGCAAAACCACAACAGGAGUCCAUUAGUUCACAGGCCCUCUCUGAAACUGCGUACAGCACUGUGGUAUAACAAGACUGAUGUUUACGAAGCGUGGAAUCGAAUGCAAAAAGCUGUUUCUGAACUGAACUCCAGUGAUACCUUCAGAUAUGACCUUGUUGAUCUAACGAGGCAGUCGGUGCAACUUCUAGCAUCAGAGUUUUACGAAGACAUCAAGAAGGCUUUUUCGCAAUAUUCAAUUGUGGAGCUGUGGGCUGCGGGAGACACUUUAGUUCAUGGACUGCUCCGCGAUCUUGAUAGCCUCUUGACCAGUGACGGCCAGUUUUUACUGGGCCAUUGGAUAGAAACAGCUCGGUCCUUGGCAGCAACUGAAAAGGAAGCGAACCUGUACGAAUUCAAUGCCCGGAGUCAGAUUACUCUUUGGGGGCCAGAUGGGAAUCUUUUGGAUUAUGCUAACAAGCAGUGGGGAGGUCUGGUUAAGGAUUACUACGCAGCCCGCUGGGAACUCUUCGUGUCAACACUGAUCAGGUGUCUUAAAAUGAAAAUUCCAUUCAGUCAAGCCCAUUUUGACCAAGUGGUCUUUGAAGUAGAACAAAACUUUAUCGUAAAUAAAGUGAAAUACCCAGAUAAACCCAUAGGAAAUACCAUUGAGAUUGCAAACAAAAUCUUUCUGCAAUAUUAUCCCCAAGCAAUGAAAAGGAAUAAUUAACAACAAAUUUGAUUUUGACCGCAAUAAUGUUCUGUAAGGAUUAACCUGAAAGUGAUUUCUUUGCUUGGCUGUGAUGUGAUUGACAGGAUAUACAGAGCAACUUCCAGCUCAAAUGGGUGUCAGACAGAAAUGUUAAUACCCAUUCCAUAAACCCGGCGUAUAAUAGUUAAAUUUUGUAAUAUUUCUUCAAAGGGUUAGCACUUUAGUUCUGUAGCCAUGAAAUGGCUCCAUGCCCUCUGCACUUUAUAGAAUUUGUUGCUCCUUUCUGAGUACUGUCAACAUCAGAGGGGCUUUCUCUAACAAAGGUUUCUUGUUGUGCUUCUUGGAUCAUUACUGUCUCCCUGAAACCCUGGGAUAAGUGAGCUGUGCCUAAGCAGAAGAGACAUGCGGAGAAUGUAGAAACCAUUUCAUACCAUCUAAGUACACAGCACAGAAAGCUAAGAAUAAAUAGGCCCCGUCAAAACUGAUUAUCAUCAGGGGUAUAGUCCUUCACACUAACUCUCUGAGGUGUUAGAUCUGCAGAUGUUGACAGACUGGGAGAUAGAACCCACACACAGAGUCCAUUUGCUUUACGGUCAUUUAAUCCAUUGAUUACUCUUCGUGUAUGUAAGAUAUAUGAUAUGAGUAGUCUUUGCCAACCGUACUACAAAACAGUAAUCAGCCUCAGAACAAUAGCCACAGUCCCUCUGUAAGUAUCAUAUAUAGAAAUCCCACUGGAAUACCACAGUCUACCAUCAGAACUAAGAAUUCAGAUGAAUUCUCCCAAAAUUCAGCUUUUUGAUGAACUUGUUUUAACCACCUGGAACAAACUUGGUGUUUGGAUCGAAAACGUGCUGUUUGCUUACAGUCUCAGGUCAAUCAUCUCCAGUCAGGGUCUGGUUGAUGGAGGCUAACUCGUUAACGCUGGAGAACAAUGCUGCACUCUCUCCAAACUACUGUGUGUAAGUCACUAGUUGUCUGAAUGAGGUGGGGCAAAGCGCCUUUCCUUUUAGGUGUAGCUUUCUGAAAGCUGAGCUGUUCCAUUCAGUAUUUACUCCAUACCAAAUGUCGAGGGAGAAAACUCCUUUCCUUUUUGGUGUAGCUUUCUGAAAGCUGAGCUGUUCCAUUCAGUAUUUACUCCAUACCAAAUGUCGAGGGAGAAAACUCCUUUCCUUUUUGGUGUAGCUUUCUGAAAGCUGAGCUGUUCCAUUCAGUAUUUACUCCAUACCAAAUGUCGAGGGAGAAAACUCCUUUCCUUUUUGGUGUAGCUUUCUGAAAGCUGAGCUGUUCCAUUCAGUAUUUACUCCAUACCAAAUGUCGAGGGAGAAAACUCCUUUCCUUUUUGGUGUAGCUUUUUGUCAGUGUUUACUUCUGUAUCAAAUAGAAAUGGUAUUGAGGGUGCCAAAAACUGGUUUACAAACACAAUAUAAUCCCCUGACAAUAUGUAGCUGACUUUGUGUUCCCUUAUAGCUUGCCUUUGAAUUUCGGACGUGGUUAGUAAGUCACUGAAAUUGAUGGUGUCAUAAGACAGUGAAGGAAAUUUAUCAGAAUUACUGGGAAAUCUUGACCAGAUAGAGAAGUGGACUGAGGAAUCGUAAAUGGUGUUCUAUCCAGAUAAGUGCAAGAACAUCUCUGGUUCCUCUCCUCCUUUCUCCAUUCUUCCAGUGUCUCUCCUGUGAGAUUUCCCUAGGGAAGAUGUCCCCUAUGAAGAUGUGUAGAAUCAGGAGGGGCUUGGAUGCAGAAUUCCCCAGGGAAGAGGAGUGGACACAAGGCCAGGGGUUUAAGGUGAGAGGGGGAAGAUUUAGGAGGGACCUCAGGGGCAACUACUUUGUGCAGAGGGCAGUCCAUGUUUGAAAGAAACUUGCCAAACAAGGUGGCUGAAGCAGGUACAAUAACAACUUUUUAGGAAGGCAUAUGUACAGUUGUGUGAACAGGAACACUUUGGCGGGAUAUGGGCCAAAGGUGGCCAAGUGGGAUUAAUGUAGACGAGUAUCUCAGUCCGUGUGGACAAUUUAACCCAAGGACCUGUUUCCAGGUAGGUUGAGCUCGGAUGAAAAUCUCAGUCAUUGUGGACAAUUUGGUCCUAAGGCCGUGUUGUAUCUUCCCACAGAACAUUCACAGUAAACGUGUCUACCUCAAUCAGAAAGGCAAUCAUUAUUUAGAUUUCCCUUGAAGUGUGUAACUCUAACUGUUCAAGUCCACUCUAUAUCGAUAGACAACCUGAGGACAUUGAGUCGAGUGGCUGCGACUAACAACACUCUCCAGACUGUGCUUUAGUGAUCCACUCAGGUCUUGCUGCCAUAACUGAUCACUUUGAAGCCUUGUGCAUGCUUGUGAAGCAUUGUUUUAAAAAAAAAUGAUUUAUUUUUGAAAUGAAUGCGGAUGAAUUUGAAUAAUGAUGUCCUUUUUAGGACAUGUGGAACUGCAGCCAAUAAAAUACCAGGAAUCUUUUAAAUCUGCUGUUUUAUAUGGUGCUGGUCUUUUUCCCAGAGUUAUGCCAUGUUCAAAGUAAAUUUAUUUUCAAAGUA